AAAGACCGUGAUGAGAAGCCUGAAGACUUGUCAGCCUCCGUCUCAAGACAGAGCAAAUCCCGAGCCCCACUGAGGAGGUGCCCAGGAUGCAGUCUGGAGCAGAGCCUGAGCCCGAGCCCGAGCCCGAGCCAGAGCCCAAGCCUAAGCCCAGGCCACCUGCUCUUUCUGCAAGGGGACCCCAAACCAAAGCUGUCAAACCCAGACUGGGAGUGUCUCCAGAGGCUCAAUCCAAAGCCGAGCUUCCUCCUCUUUGUGGUUCUUUUUUCUUUUCUGUCACCACUUCUGAUUCUAGCCUUGAUUCCCUACCUUCUAAAGUGGGGCAAGAGUCAGAGACAGAAUCCUCAAAAAGCCUUUCUAUCCUUUCCUCUUUCUCACCUCCCACCAUAGAUCCUGUUUCUACCUCUACUCCAAUUGAAAACUGGCCUUUUUCUCAGGAGAGCCUGGCCAGUUCUGAAAGACCUUUCCUUCUUGCAGUGAAAUCUCAAAAAGAGGGUUCAGUUCGAGUUUCAAAUGCUUCCUCUGGUUCCCUGGAAUCACUUGAUAAGCAUUCUCCAUUGCAUGAAGGAAAUGGAGUCUCUGUAGAAGAGGCUGGGGAGAUAGAUGUAGGAAAGAGUAAAGAGAGCAGGAAAUCAAGACCCUUCCUGGAGAUCCUGGAAACUGCACAUGAUGAGCACCUUCCAAAAGAACAAAAAGAAAAGGUCCCAACAUUUCCCCAAGUCAGCCAACCAGAAUAUCUCCCUCCAUCAAAAGACCCCCAACAAAAUAGUACUCUCACUGAAGACACAAGUGGGAGUGGAAAGCCUUGGAUGACAGGGAGUACAGAAUUUACAUCUUCUUAUGGGUCAUCUUUGGAAGAUGAAGACCAAGUCAGUGAUCCUGGAGUGGUUUCUGCUAAUGAAGGAGCUGAAUCGCCAUGUAAAAUGGAAGAUUUGGCCACACCAUUUGACUCUGUAGUUGGAAAAAACAACUUAACUGGUCUGCAUGUUAGAGAGGGCCGCAAGAAGAUCAAGAAGCGUGUGUCCUUUUCUGAGGAGCUUUUUCCAGAAGAGGAGGUAGAAAAGGAGAAAAACAAACUUCUAGAGCUGAAGUCUAAAGGUGUAGUGAAUGAUACAUUAUUUGACAGAGAACCAGAGGAAAUUAAGAAGAAAAAGAUGACAACUGAACCAAACAGUCUUUCUUUACCGCUCAAAUCAGGAUCAGGGGCUAUUUUUGGACUCAGUCAUGAUGAGCCAGCUUCCCUGACUGACUUCUUUCUCUCCUUUGAUCCACCUGUCAGUAGUGUAUUGAUGCUUGAGUCUCAUGGGAAGCAUUCUUCAGAAGAUCUGUUGAGGGAAUCCAGAUCAGAAAAGGCCACUCCAUUAUUCAGGAUUGAGCGCUAUGAAAAUUUUAGUGAGAAUUAUCAGAGCAAAGCCAGCGAUCUUGAAGGCCUGCUGUCCGACCCCUUGAGAAGUUUUGAUUCGGUUUCAGAUCUCAGAUCUCCACUUAUGGGGGAUCUGAACCUGACACUUCCUUCUAUUCCAGAAGUAACAUCAGAUGAUGAGAGAGUAGAACAGUUGGAAUAUGUCAGAAUGACUCCAACCUCAAAGAAUCAUCUGGAAAAGGAAACACCAUUCUGCUCAUCAGCCACUUCUUCUGAGGAGGAAAACCUGAGCCUGUCAGAGGGACAGAGCCCUGAUGCAGGGGUAUCCGCAUUGUUUCAAGAGGAACAAAAUGCCCUCCAAAUGGAAAAACCUGAAGAUUUUGUUAACUCUUCCAUAUUGUCUUCAAAGCAGACCACAGCACUGGGUGUUUGCAAACUACACCAUGGGGAAGGCUUAGGUUUAGAUAAAGAUAUCCCAAUCCCUGAGAGUUUGGAGAAGCAGGGAUGGAGGGAGGAGGUUAACCAUAUCGAGGAAAGUAGGAGUCAAAGGUCAUCUUCCCAGGCCUCUCCUGUUUCGGGUCACUCCCUUUCUGAGAACUUUAAUGCAACACACUCUUUCCCUGGCUCUCUACACUCUGAUACUUAUCACACAAAUAGAGCAGAAUCUCCCCAAAAAACAUCAGCAGAAAGCUCGGCUGCUAAAGUUGAAAAUUCUGACAAGAUGAAGCAGCUUCUCCGGGCAUGGGUUUCGCCCUCAGAGCCACAUCCAUUCCCAGCUCAGCCAACUGGUGGAACCACUGUGUCUGCCAAGCACAGAACUCAUCCUGUGAAACCAAUGAACGCAACAGCAACAAAGACCCCUCCCACCAGUUUGGGUACUGCUUCCAUCAUCAGUGAGAACUUGCUUAAUGAGACCAUUACGAAGAAAUACAAGCCAUCUGAUCCAGAAUUCGCUUAUACUCAGUUAACCCACGACGAGCUGAUCCAGCUGGUCCUGAAACAGAAAGAAACAAUAAGCAAGAAGGAGUUUCAGGUUCGUGAGCUGGAGGACUACAUUGAUAACUUGCUUGUCAGAGUCAUGGAAGAGACCCCCAACAUUCUCCGCUCUCCAGCGCAAUUAAAGAAUAAAGCAGGGAAGAUGUGAGUCAUGGCAAUAAAGGAAUGAAACGAUUUUUUGUGAGUUUGUUUACACCUCCCUUUUUGAGGUCAUGGACUUUCUGUAUGUAUGACAACCGGCAAGUAGGAUCUGAAUCUGAAUCACCAAAUAACUUCCUUGCAAGUACUCUGGCAAGAGAGUCUGUUCCAUUGACUGAAGGCAGGUUAAUUAUGACAGUGAAUCUCUUAAUGUACAUUCCCAGAAUUUUAUUCAAGACAUUCUCCCUUUAAGUGCAUCAUAAAUAUUUUAUUCAUACUAGGGGUAUAGUAACAAGAUCUAAUCUAGGAGGCAGAGAUUCAGAAGGCACAGAAACCAUUCAUGCAUUUUUAGCUGUAGGGUUUUCUAACUUUGAUGUUUGGAUUUUUUUUCCUUCCUUUCAUCCCAGUGUCUGUCUGUGAAUCUUUAUAGCACAGAGUGGACUCAUUUUCUUGAGUUUUAUUAGCUUAGGUGUAGUUCUCCUGGCCUUAGAUGUUAAAUUUUGCUACUUUAACAUUUUUGAUAUUGCUUCUUGGGUUUGCCUUUGGUUAUUCAUUUAACCUUGGCCAGGAUCAUUUAGGGACUACUUUUUUAAAGUGCCUGGGGGGUAUGCUAAGUGAGCUGUUUUUUUUUCUGAACCCAAACUCCUGGUCUUACUUACUGUGCUUUGACUAGGCCCAUGUGAUCUUUUCACUGCGGGCCAUGAAAUUAAGAGAUAAAAUGGGGGAAGCUGGUAACACAGCUGCCCUUUACUCCCUUGCAUAUGGUCAGGGAGACUCAGUGAGAGUCACUGGUAUCUUGAUACCAGGUUCCCCCUGGGCAGGAGGAUUAUAUAAUUAUAGAGGGGAAAUUGAGACAGAUGAAACCCUGAGGAGACAUUGACAGGUUAAUCCUAACCCUAAAGUCACAUAACUAUUAAGAACCAGAAUUAAAGUCUAGAUCUUAAUUCAAAAUCCAACAUUCUGCCACAUUGCAUAUUGAUGGUCUGCAUGACCUAUGUGUCUUCUGUAAGGAUGUACUUCCUUAAUUCCCCUGGUGGUUGCACCCAAUUCUCAAAUUUCCUCAGUAGUCUUAUCUUAAGAAAAUGGGGUUUAUGGUGGAGCAUGCCAUUUGAAUCCUAGAGGAUGGGAAAUAUAGACCAGUCUCAGGGGCUCCAGAGUAAGAGUGCUUCUUGGCCCCACUUGUAGUGAAAUCUGGCUCGUUUCUAAGUGGUUGAGGAAGUUACAGCCUUAACAUAUUUAGUAAUAAUUUUACAAAGCCAGGAGCAAUCAGAAAUGACCCAGAUGGUUGAUACAACAUAAUCUGCCCAUCUGCUUCAGUUUGCUGCUGCUCCUUUCUCUUGGUUCCAUACCAAGGGGAUAAAGAGGGGGAAAGUACAACAGGAAUUCCUGGUAGGAAUUGGGAAAAGCAAGACACGAAUUCAUUUCUGCAUUCGUAGUUAUGUUAUUUUAAAAACAGAAUAUUUUUUAUAACCCAAGGACAAAACUAGGUCAUUUAUGCUCUUGUGAAUAUUGAUGCCAUUGGGACAUUUCUUGUAUUGCACAUCUCAGCUCUGAUGUCUUCCUAUGGCAUAUUGUUUGUGGGCCUUUUGUGUGUAGAGACAGAGAGAGAGAGAGAGAGAGAGAGAGACUGUAGUAAAGGUUGUUGAGCUGGGAAUAGAUUGAGUGUAAAGCUGCUUCUGUUUCUCAAAGUUCAGAGUCCAUACUGCUUGGAUUGGUGAACAAGAAGGAAAUCUCUCCUCUUUUUUUUAAGGAUUGCUUUUGCUGCAGUAUUUGUUAUAUCAGAGCACUUUAAUCUGAAGGGUGGUACUGUAAUUCCAUUUAGCUAAAUGGCUUUUUUUUUAUUAAGUAUGAGUGAAUUUGCCUAAAACUGUUAUAUUUAAUGUUCUACAACACCAGAGACCACUGGAAGCUUCUUUUCAGAUAACUUGUGUUUUGUAGUGAUGCAAAAUAUAUUUAUAUACACACACAUAAAAAUCUAUAUCUUCUUUUGAAUUAUGAAAAUGUAUAUAUAUAUAUUUGUUCCUUAUUUUGUUUCUUACUUUAUAUAAAACUUAUUUUUUACUGUGAUGACCCAAGUGUGCUAGAAAAUUUGAGGCAAGUUUGUUUUGCAGGAUUUCUUUUUUUUUUUUAGAAGCAGCUGGUAUGGAGAUGUUCAGUACUCCUCAUGAUAGAUGAUUGGUUUGAUAAUCUUUCUUGCUAGGACCUCAGGUACGUAAAGGCACAAUUAGUAUUUAAGUGAGACAACUUCAGAGGAGGGAAAUGGGCCCAACUGCUACUUGGGGAUUGAGAAGGAGAAUAAAGGCAUAUUUGGUUCAAGUGCCUCUAACUCCCCAGCACUGCUGGGAAAAAAACUCAUUCUGUAGCUUUACCUCACUAAGCAGUAGUUUGGAGAUCUCCUGAGGAUCUCUUCUGAUUUAAUUUACAUGCUGGAAAAGCCUUAACUUUUUUUGAGCCAUUAGCAGAGUUCUGCAAAUUUAUAAAAACUGAUUGUAGCCAGUUUCUGGGCAGGUCUCAGGGGCUUUUAAAUAAACCAGAAGAAGAAUGGGGACUUGCCUCCAAGCUGUGUUUUAAAUGGCAGCCUAAUUGGUCUCUAGACAGAGAUGUGUUCUACAUAUCUCAGUGGCCGGAGCUCUGCUGUGUUUGACAGUGCCCUGACUACCUCCUGAAAGGAACCAGUGCCUUUUAAGCAUCAAAUUCAUUUAGAGAGUCAGACCCCUACAAUAUCAAACCUCUGCCCAGAGAAUUUCUUACACUGUGUGGUACCUUAGAUGUUUUAACUGGGCUUUCCCCUUGUGUUUACUAUUUUAUUUGGGUGUACUUUCAGGACACAGUAGAAGGGAGGAAAAGAAAAAAAACCCUUCCCAGGCUGAUGGUGAGAAAAAAGAGAGAAUGAUAGAAUAUGAAAGAUAAAAAUGGAGGUAGGGAAGUGGGGAAGAGACAGUCCCAACAGUGGGAACUAUCCAAAAAUUCCGGAACUGUGAAGGAAGGUCCUUGAUGAUUCUUAGCCGGUAGGAAGAUGCAUAUUGAAGUUAUAGAGGAUCUAACUCAUUUUCUCAGUCACUGAUUAAGUUGAUGCUGCCUCCAGGGCACUAAGCUGAGAAGCUAAUCUAGGUCAUGGGGGAUUUAUUACCAGACCUCACUUUGGGUAUGGUUUCUCAGUCUGCGGUAGGGUUGUUUGUGAAAUGAAAACAAAAUGUUGAAGGAUCACAUGGUGUCUUUGGAUUACAUUGUGUUUGUGUUUGAUAUGUCCUGCAUUGUGACUUUGGGACCUUUGGAUUUCUUUGACUUUGUUUUAAAGAAGUGAAAUCUCUGAGAACACUAAAUAAAAUGAUCCUAUUCUAA
Messenger RNA from Phascolarctos cinereus (koala), 5836 nucleotides. RefSeq names its product RAB11 family interacting protein 1 (gene RAB11FIP1). Gene Ontology annotation, molecular function: small GTPase binding. Gene Ontology annotation, cellular component: intracellular membrane-bounded organelle. The record is from RefSeq and is a predicted model, not a curated record. Lineage: Eukaryota; Metazoa; Chordata; Mammalia; Diprotodontia; Phascolarctidae. Gene Ontology annotation, biological process: regulated exocytosis.